AUGAAUUUAGUGCCAGAGGGAGUACUCAACCGGGCACAGAUUCUCAAGGUGCCGCGCAAAGGGCUGUUCAUAUACCAAUGCAAUGAAUGUCGCGAUGAUCAAAAGAAGAGAGAAUACUUUCUUUUCAAAUGCGGGAGUUCAGAUAAUGCAAUUCUUACAAUGGAAUUGUGCGCUGAGGAUUUGGACAAAAAUAUUUUGUUGGGGAUGUAUUAUUCAGGCCCUUGGGGUAAAUUAAUAUUUCGAAAUAAUAAACAAAUUUUUAAAGGACAAACAUCAAAGAAUUUGAAAUAUGAUCAACAAACAUCGAGCUUUGAAAAAGGUAUAGAAUUUUGA
Meloidogyne enterolobii is the source of this 333-nucleotide messenger RNA. The record is from the annotation of a GenBank genome assembly. NCBI's taxonomy places the organism in Eukaryota, Metazoa, Nematoda, Chromadorea, Rhabditida, Meloidogynidae.